AUGAGCUGGUUCGAUACAACGGGCAUUGCUAUCCUGGCGAAGAAUGCUCUGAAGGAGGCGCAAAAGCAGAUCGACAAGGCACUCGAUAUCAAAGAUGACGAGGAAUCCUCUUCGGCGGCGCCUGCUUGCGAUGGUACCAUAGAACCGAAGCGCUCCACUUCACCGAAGGUGAGCAGUAAGGCGGCCCCGGACGCACCGAUGGCCGGUGUCGGCGAGAUGGAGAAAGCGACAGGCCUAUCGGCGGUCCCGACGCAGUUUUCGUCUCCACCCGGGGAUGCAAACAGCAUGUGGGGCUCAUUUACCGGUUCGUUUUUUGAGCCGAUGCUGAGUAUAGGCGGCGCGAGUGGGGGCUGCAACAAUACCGCUACCGUCACGAAACCACCGGCCAGCUUGAAGCGCAAAAGUUUCGAAGACUCGGGGAGCAGCGAACUUCCGAAAAUGAGUUUUAAGGAGGAUGCGGACCGACUCCAGCCACAGUUCAUGAGCACUAUUCUCUCGCCAGUAGACAGUUCAGAGUCGAUCGAAGUCCUCAGCUCUGCGACGACACCGGGUUCGGUGUUAACUUCACCUAGUCAGCUGAGUGUGAACGCCAUGCAGGAGGUGUCCGAGUCGGUGGAGGUGUUGGCAACGCUGGGAAGCAUGUCAACCGUUUCCACACCGGAUUCGAACCACGCCAACGAUCGAAGCGACUCGUUUGAACCAGACGCACUCGAGAGUCGACGUUACACCGUGUCAACGGGAAAGGAUAUUUGGCACGAUGGCAACGACAACAGUGACCCAAAGGACGGAGUAAAGGAAGAUGACGAAGUUAGUGUGGAAGAUGAUUCACUUUCGUACACGCUUUCGGAGCAGCCGGUCACGGUAAUGGAAGCAAGUGGUUCGACACCACCGAUCACGGUCGCGCCCAGCCGCAAUAGUCUACACCUACCAGUGCCACUGUCUACUGCCACGGUUGGCGCCAUCGUUAAAGACGCAAAGGAUGUGCGGGCGUUUACGCAUCCGUUCUCCACCCAAAAGCUCACCAUUUCCGAGGUCAGCACCGUAGAAUCGGAGGAAACGAACGACUCCAAAACAGCAUUGGAACCCGCAGUACACGAACGAUCGCAGCAGCAACAGUCGCAACUAGACGAGCCUGAUCAGCUAGAACUUAGCUACGAAAACGUCGAAAUACAGACGGAAAUAUCUGACUCGACGCAAAGCUUUGAAGAAAUCACAACCGGUGCAGGUGGUUCAUCCGGUGAUGGUGAGCUGCUGUCGGCCGUGGCUAUCGCUGCCGGUGUUAAAGCGGACCCGAAGAUAAGUAAUGCCAGCGGCAAGGAUACAACGGUAGUUUUGCACGGUUCGAGUCCAAAUUCGGGUGACGAUGAAAUAGAGACCGCCACGUCGUCGGACAUUGAAAUCAUCUCCAGCCCGAACGGGGGUGAUUCGAGCAGUACCAACAGUGGUGUGUACCGAACGAGCCCACUCAAAAUUAGUGACGGCAAGACGGAUAUCGACAUACUGUUGAUUAAAAAGCAGCGCGGACACACCCGCGAACCGUCGGAAGUUUCCGUGCACAGCGGUAACAGUGACGAGAGUCACCUACCAGAGGUAGAACGCUUGUUGCGGCGCAUCGUAGACCUGUCAGAGCUGCUGGAACAGCGCGAGUACCGGCUGGUGGAACUUGGGCGCCAGCACGCUGAACUGCACGAACAGAACGCGCAACUACUGGCGCAGCAGGAGAGUCGAGCGAAGCGGACCGCGGACGGUGGUUCCGAGACAGAUGGCUACACGCAGCGCUUGUUUGCACUCGAGCGCAAGUUUCAGCAGUCGAUCCGCGAAAAGGAAACGUUGAAGCGACAGUACGAAUCACUCCGGGCCGAAUCGCAGGGUCGGGUGUUGCGAUGCGAGAUGGAAAAGGCGCUCGCUGAUCGCGACUUCAUGAUCAGCGAGCUGCAGAAGGAGGGCGAGAGUCUCUCGAAACAGGUGCUGCAGCACUCGAAUAUUAUCAAGCGAUUGCGGAUAAAGGAGCGCGAAAAUGAUGUGCAAAUGCGCAAGCAGCGUGAAGAAAUCGCAGAACUUACUGAGGAGGCCGAAAGACUCAAACGGUCACUGUCAGCGAAGGAAGAAGUGGAGCGUUCGCAGAUCGACGCUGUGCACAAGCUAUCUUCAGAGAAGCGCAAACUAGAGCGCGAUUGUGUCACCCUUAAGAGCCAGUUGGACGACCACGUGCAAAAGCUGGAAACACUACGCAAAUCUUUCGAUUUCGCUCGCAAAGAGCUCAGUGAGCAGUCAGAGUCGUACCAAGGGUUGCUUCGUCAAUCAACCAAACUACAGAGCGUAGAGAAUGAAUACGGGGCGGUGCAGCGACUGAAUGAACAAUUGACGGGCCAGUUGGAAGAGUUACGUGAACAACUCCGCCGCUCCGAACACGAUUACGGUCAACGAUUGAUGCGCGCGAAGAAUGAAUAUACCGCUUUAUUGCAGCGUCUGGAAGCGGCUGAAAUGCGCGCGGAAGAGGAGAAGAACGCGUCCGCCUUGGUGACAGUGCCACUAAUGCGGCAGCUUGAGUCGCUACAGCACACAAUGCGUCAAAAGGAGCGCCUGUCGGAGCAACGAGACACAGAGAUCGCCCAGCAACUGGCUGAAGCCACCGAUCGGGUCAAAGGCCAUGCGGACCAGGCGUGUAAGUUGCGAGACCAGGUCGCGUCACUACAGAGCCGCAUCGUAAACCUAGAAGAGCGCCUCAAGGAAGCCCUCUCUCACGCUGAAGAAAUGACGAAUGGAUUGCAACAGAAACAACUAGACGCUGGACUACUCGAGCGCAAUUUCCGGCAACGCCUUGCGGCAAUUGAAGAAGAGCGACGGGUGCUCGUCGAACGGCUCGCAGCACAGGAACGUUGUCACGCUGUCAAGCUGGAGAGUCUGCUGAACAAUCAAAUGCAAUCACAUGGCCCACUUCCAGACGCCAGUCUGGUCUUGCAAGCCGCUCACCAGGAGCAAAUACAACAACAGCAACCGCAGCCGCAGCAGCAGCAGCAGCAACAUGGUCAGCCUAGGCUCACCUCCGUAGUGACGCGGGCAAAACCGAUAAAAACGGUCGAACCGCUAAUUGACAGUUCCUCGAUGAUCAAUGAUUCACGACACUCCGACUCCUCGCCGACGCCCAGCAUGGGCAACCUGUCCCUUCCUGAAUCGCUGGCGAGCAUUCCGUGGAUCGUGCCAGACGACGAAGCUGGUCGGGCAGUGGGUGGUUCGGCCGUGCUGCUGAGUAACACAUCGCUAUUGGAAACACUACAAGCUUCACUGAAGCAGCGGGACGGCGAGGUAUACCAGCUGCAAUGGGAACUGUCCCGCUUCCAGCAGGAACGGAACGUACUGAACACGGAAAUAUCCAAUCUUACGAUGGAGAUAGAAAGUAUUCGCGAGAGCUUUGAGCGGAGCUUACAGCUACAGGAGGAGCACGGCGAGCUGAAAAAGCGUUAUGAUGCGCUGCUGCAGAUGUACGGCGAGUCCGUGGAGAAGACGGAGGAGCUGCGGUUGGACUUGGUAGAUGUGAAGGACAUGUAUAAGCUGCAGAUCGAUGAUCUGCUGCGUCAACAGCGGGAACUAAUGGCAUCCAUUAACCGUGCCACCAAUAUUGUGCGUGAAACCAUUCCCGACAGUCGCGCCGAUCCAGCCUCCUAGGCCAACAUCUAAUGUAGGCAUGUUGCAGUUGCGUUGCGAUGCGUUUGUAUAUAAUUUGGUAAAUGGCGAAUGUUGAAUGCUUGCAGCUCCCGGCAAAAUCCUAAUGCACUGUUUUUUCCCCGAAACGGAGAACUUUACAUCGAAAUAAAAGAUAGAAAACUUCGU
This is a messenger RNA of Anopheles bellator, 3831 nucleotides long. RefSeq names its product TATA element modulatory factor (gene Tmf). Bases 1 to 3666 code for a protein of 1221 amino acids. Lineage: Eukaryota; Metazoa; Arthropoda; Insecta; Diptera; Culicidae. The record is from RefSeq and is a predicted model, not a curated record. The transcript has 2 exons. Gene Ontology annotation, cellular component: endoplasmic reticulum; Golgi apparatus.